CGGAGGAGCGGAGGAGCGGCGAGAGGAUGAGAGGCGAAGCGGACCGCGCCGUCACCCGCCGCACCUGAAAACCCAGCCCCGGGACCGCAUACACGCUGCACGCGCAUACAUGGCACGUUUGUCACGCUGAGCGGGAAAGUUUUGGCGGGUAUCUAUAAAACAAUGGUGACAAAUGAGUCUCACUUGAACAGUUCUUUGCGUGCCCCACACGACCAGCUGUCUCGCCCCCCGUGGGUUACAACAACUUUGGGGUGCUUCCUCAUCUUCACCGUCGUGGUCGACAUCCUCGGGAACCUCCUGGUCAUUAUUUCUGUGUAUCGGAACAAGAAGUUGAGGAACGCGGGGAACAUCUUCGUGGUGAGCCUGUCAGUAGCAGACCUUGUGGUAGCCAUCUACCCGUACCCUCUGGUCCUGAUCUCUAUCUUCCACAAUGGCUGGAACCUGGGUUAUGUCCACUGCCAAAUCAGUGGCUUCCUCAUGGGUGUUAGUGUCAUUGGCUCCAUCUUCAACAUCACGGGCAUCGCCAUUAACCGCUACUGCUACAUUUGCCACAGCCUCAAGUACGAUAAAUUGUACAGCGACAAAAACUCUGUGUGCUACGUGCUGCUAAUCUGGGCCCUGACGGUGGUGGCCAUCGUGCCCAACCUGUUCGUUGGCUCGCUGCAGUACGACCCGCGAGUCUACUCCUGCACUUUCGAGCAGUCGGCCAGCUCGGCGUACACCAUCGCGGUGGUUUUCUUUCACUUCAUCCUCCCCAUCAUGAUUGUCACCUACUGCUACCUGCGCAUCUGGAUCCUGGUCAUUCAGGUGAGGCGGAGGGUCAAGCCGGACAAUCGGCCCAAGCUGACGCCGCACGACGUGAGGAACUUUGUGACUAUGUUUGUAGUAUUUGUGCUCUUUGCCGUGUGCUGGGCGCCGCUCAACUUCAUUGGUCUGGCUGUGGCCAUCAACCCGGAGACAGUGGUGCCGCUCAUCCCGGAGUGGUUGUUUGUGUCCAGUUACUUUAUGGCCUACUUCAACAGCUGCCUUAACGCCAUUGUGUACGGAGUGCUCAACCAGAACUUUCGCCGCGAGUACAAGCGCAUCGUGGUGUCGGUGUGCACGGCCCGCAUCUUCUUCCAGGACAGCUCCAACGAUGCGGGCGAGAGGCUCAAGAGCAAACCUUCAGCUCUCAUGACCAAUAACAACCAGGUCAAAGUGGACUCGGUCUGAGCAAAGGCCUUAGAGGGCCGCUGCGGGUGGAAGCGAAGGCACGAGAUGAGUCGGAUGA
Lampris incognitus (smalleye Pacific opah) is the source of this 1270-nucleotide messenger RNA. It is a transcript of the gene mtnr1aa, whose product is annotated as melatonin receptor 1A a. The transcript has 2 exons. Bases 163 to 1212 code for a protein of 349 amino acids. The record is from RefSeq and is a predicted model, not a curated record. Gene Ontology annotation, cellular component: membrane. Lineage: Eukaryota; Metazoa; Chordata; Actinopteri; Lampriformes; Lampridae. Gene Ontology annotation, molecular function: melatonin receptor activity. Gene Ontology annotation, biological process: G protein-coupled receptor signaling pathway.